CCAUACUAAACUUAUUUAUCAUGGCUAUAAAUAACCUCUCAAAAUCAAACAAAACCAGAAAAACCCUAAAACCAGAAAAUCAUGGAUUUCACAAGCAAAUACCAACUGAUAUUCCGUACAGCCAUUUUUAUGCUCUUAAUUCCUAAUUUAAGAGCAAAAGGUUCUCCAUCAAAAUUGGUUCAAGACAUUUGCAGUGAAACACAGGAACUCUCACAAACAAAAUUUGAAGAUUGUGUCAAUGCUCUUGAGAUAGAUCCAAAAACUAACUCUGCAGAUCUCAAAACUCUUGCCCAUAUUAGCCUCCAAUUAGGGAUUUCUAAGGCCAAUGAUACCCAAACUUUUAUUGGAAAUCUUCUUACAAGCAAUAAAAAUCAUGCUUUGCAGACUUGCUUGUUUUGGUAUCAAGCUGUGAUUGCUUCAUUUAAAAGUGCAGAUAAAGAAAUAGAAGAAGAUCCUCUUACUGCUAAUUACGAUGCGAAAAUUGCUGGUGAUGAUGCUAAAGAAUGUGAAGAUGAAUUGACAAGAGAAAAAGCUCAAAUCCCAUCUACUAUUACUACUAAUAUUACUACUAGAAAUAAUUUGGUUCGACUUUAUAGUUUUAUUUCAUUUGUUAUCACAAAUCGUCUUUGAUACGUCAUGGCCUGAAUUGGGCCAAGCACGAUAAAUAAAAUAAUAUAUUUUAGUGUUUUGAUAUUUA
Molecule: messenger RNA, 697 nt
Organism: Jatropha curcas
Lineage: Eukaryota; Viridiplantae; Streptophyta; Magnoliopsida; Malpighiales; Euphorbiaceae
Product: putative invertase inhibitor
Molecular function (GO): enzyme inhibitor activity
Source: RefSeq, a predicted model, not a curated record